GCCGGGGCUGCCCCCCGAAUGACGGGCGGAAGGUUCGACUUCGACGAUGGCGGCACCUACUGCGGCGGCUGGGAGGAGGGCAAGGCGCACGGGCAUGGCAUCUGCACGGGGCCCAAGGGCCAGGGCGAGUACUCGGGCUCCUGGUCGCACGGCUUCGAGGUGGUCGGAGGCUACACCUGGCCCAGCGGCAACACCUACCAGGGCUACUGGGCGCAGGGCAAGCGGCACGGGCUGGGGGUGGAGACGAAGGGCAAGUGGAUGUACCGGGGGGAGUGGUCACAUGGCUUCAAGGGGCGCUACGGGGUUCGGCAGAGCCUGUGCACCCCCGCUCGCUACGAGGGUACCUGGAGUAACGGGCUGCAGGACGGGUACGGCGUGGAGACCUACGGGGACGGAGGUACCUACCAGGGCCAGUGGGCCGGCGGCAUGCGACACGGCUACGGCGUGCGCCAGAGCGUGCCCUACGGCAUGGCCACGGUGAUCCGCUCGCCGCUGCGCACGUCGCUGGCCUCGCUGCGCAGCGAGCAGAGCAACGGCAGCGUUCUCCACGACGCCGCGGCCGCCGCCGACAGCCCGGCCGGCAGCCGCGGGGGCUUCGUGCUCAACUUCCAUGCCGACGCCGAGCUCGCGGGCAAGAAGAAGGGCGGCCUCUUCCGCCGGGGCUCCCUCUUGGGAAGCAUGAAACUGCGCAAGUCGGAAUCCAAGUCCUCCAUCUCCAGCAAGCGCAGCUCGGUCCGCAGCGACGCGGCCAUGAGCCGAAUCAGCUCCAGCGACGCCAACUCCACCAUCAGCUUCGGCGACGUAGAUUGUGAUUUCUGCCCGGUGGAAGACAACGUGGACGCCACCACCACGGAAACGUACAUGGGCGAGUGGAAGAACGACAAGCGCACCGGCUUCGGCAUCAGCGAGCGCUCCAACGGCAUGAAGUAUGAAGGCGAGUGGGCAAAUAACAAGAGGCACGGAUACGGCUGCACCGUGUUUCCCGACGGCUCUAAGGAAGAGGGAAAAUACAAAAAUAAUAUUCUGGUCCGUGGAAUAAGGAAGCAGCUUAUACCAAUACGAAAUACAAAAACCAGGGAGAAGGUGGACAGAGCGAUCGAAGGUGCGCAAAGGGCAGCCGCCAUGGCGAGAACCAAAGUGGAAAUAGCAAAUUCAAGGACCGCGCACGCAAGAGCCAAAGCUGACGCCGCCGACCAGGCUGCUCUGGCCGCCCGCCAGGAGUGUGACAUCGCGAGAGCUGUGGCCAGAGAGCUGUCACCUGACUUCUACCAGCCAGGCCCAGAUUAUGUCAAACAGAGAUGUCAGGAAGGUGUCGAUGCUAAAGAAACUCCAGAAGAAAAGGUCCCGGAAAAGCCACCUACACCAAAGGAAUCUCCUCAUUUUUACCGCAAAGGCACGACACCCCCAGGGUCUCCCGAGGCCAGUCCCAAACAAGGCGGCUCUCCCUCCCCAAAGCCCGUGAAGAAGCAGAAUCCCAGCUCAGGGGCAAGACUCAACCAAGACAAAAGGAGUGCAGCCGAGGAGCAGGUGACGGCCACCGUCAAUAAGCCCUUGACCUCCAAGGCUCCCACGAAGGAGGUGGGAGCGGCUGUGCCCCACCCCAGGUACUCUGGCCGUCACCACGUCCCUAACCCCAGUAACGGGGAGCUGCACUCUCAGUAUCACGGCUACUACGUGAAACUGAACGCCCCCCAGUACCCUCCGGAGGACGUGGAGGAGGAGGAAGGGCCAAGCCAGUCUUCCUCGGCACUGGUGCCCAAGCCAUCGCCCAACAAGUGGAGUCCCCCUAAAUCUGUGACAAAACCAGUUGCCAAAGAAAGCAAAGCUGAGCCAAAAGCUAAGAAGUCUGAACUUGCUAUACCAAAGAAUCCAGCAAGCAACGAUUCGUGCCCUUCUUUGGAAAAAGAAGGCAAUUCGGGCCCUAAUUCAAUCGUGAUCGUCCUCGUCAUGCUGUUGAAUAUCGGGUUGGCCAUUCUUUUUGUUCACUUUCUAACUUGAUUGGAACUAGGAAAGCAGCCCCAUCCGGCGAAGUUCUUGGCAUUGGCUACUCCAUCUGUCCUAGCAGAGUGUGACUAAACUGGAAAUGUAUGGAG
Messenger RNA from Mesoplodon densirostris (Blainville's beaked whale), 2093 nucleotides. It is a transcript of the gene JPH1, whose product is annotated as junctophilin 1. Lineage: Eukaryota; Metazoa; Chordata; Mammalia; Artiodactyla; Ziphiidae. The transcript is spliced from 6 exons. Gene Ontology annotation, cellular component: plasma membrane; sarcoplasmic reticulum; junctional membrane complex. The record is from RefSeq and is a predicted model, not a curated record. The coding region runs from base 19 to 1998 and encodes 659 amino acids.